Messenger RNA from Leucoraja erinaceus (little skate), 729 nucleotides. RefSeq names its product ventral expressed homeobox (gene ventx). NCBI's taxonomy places the organism in Eukaryota, Metazoa, Chordata, Chondrichthyes, Rajiformes, Rajidae. Gene Ontology annotation, molecular function: RNA polymerase II cis-regulatory region sequence-specific DNA binding; DNA-binding transcription factor activity, RNA polymerase II-specific. Gene Ontology annotation, biological process: regulation of transcription by RNA polymerase II. The transcript is spliced from 3 exons. The coding region runs from base 1 to 729 and encodes 242 amino acids. The record is from RefSeq and is a predicted model, not a curated record.
AUGCUGGAAGCUGCAUUUUCAGUGGAGUGGCUUGCUCGAAGCAGUCGGCCAGGUGAACACGGCCGGGAUCAGGGCAGCCACUCGCUUCCAGGUGAACAAGCGGCGGACCAAGCAGAUCUAAGCACUGCCGAGACGCCGCAUGGGAGAGAUACCGCGAACAACUCCGAAGAAAGCGACAGGUCGCUAACUAAUAUCGACCAGGGGUUCAAAACCCAGCGGCGACCUCUGGAAACCCACGCAGGGGCCGCCUGCAGCGGUGGGGACACGGAGUCCAGGACUGGCGACUGGGCGGAGCGCCGGCGGCUGCGAACCAUCUUCACCGUGGAACAAGUGCGCUCGUUGGAGUUCAGCUUCCAGCGCCAGCAGUACCCGGGCAGCUUCGUGAGGCGGACUCUCGCCGGAGAACUCCGCCUGUCAGAGGCGCAGGUCAAAACCUGGUUUCAAAAUCGUCGGAUGAAACUCAAACAGCAGCUUCAAGUCGCUCAGGCUGAGGCACUCAAAUCCAGAUUGUUCCUUCAGUAUUUCCCCCAUCCAUACCACUCGAUUCAUGGCUUGAGUCGCGUGGCAGAUUCCAGCUCCUUUCAUCAUUGCCCUGAAUCUGGACCUCUCCGCAGCCAAACUUGCAUCUCUGACCGCUUCUUGCAAUGCCUUGACUAUCAGCCAAGUCUACCUCACAUCACACCAAAAGCCAUUGCUAACAGAUUCCACCCUCGCCUCUCCAUUGAAUAG